Molecule: messenger RNA, 924 nt
Organism: Nematolebias whitei (Rio pearlfish)
Lineage: Eukaryota; Metazoa; Chordata; Actinopteri; Cyprinodontiformes; Rivulidae
Product: ankyrin repeat and SAM domain-containing protein 4B-like
Exons: 3
Molecular function (GO): protein binding
Source: RefSeq, a predicted model, not a curated record
AUGUUGGAGGAAAAGGAGGUGCAGCUCCUGCAGUCGCCACAAGGAGAUCCCAACAAGAGUGACAUCUGGGGGAACACCCCUCUGCACCUCGCUGCAGAUAACGGCCACAUGCACAUCCUCAGCUUUCUGGUGAACUUUGGAGCCAACCUCUUUGCCCUGGACAAUGACUUCCACACAGCCAUGGAUGUGUCCGCUUCUCGGGGCCACAUGGAAUGCGUGCGCUUUCUGGACAAUGCUGCGGCACACCAAACCAACCAACACCCGAAAAAGGUUGCCAGCCAGAAGAAGGAGGCUCAGAAAGAGGCAGAGAGGCGAGUGAAACUCUGCGAGAAGGUAAAGAAGAGACACCAGAGCAAGAGGGACAAAUUGCAACGUGGCUCGGUGUCCGAGGCGAGCGUGGGAUCGACGCACACAAACGAAGAGCUCAUGAGCGGCGUCAACGAGCAGUUCUCCCAGCUUACUGCUGUGGAUAAAGUUGGAUCUCUCAAAGGUACACUCCUGAAGAAGCUAGCAAAGAAAGACAAGGGAACUCUGCAGAGGUCAGGAGGAGAUGGGAACGUCGUCUUUCGCAAACAGGACAAUGGAAUGUCUGAUAAACCAGAGUUUCUAGAUGUCUUCAAUGAAGAGGACGAGGAUGAGUUUGAUGAAGGAGGAAGGGCAACGUAUGAUGAUGAUACCGAUGAUGGUGUCAAAGAACCAGGCCAGGUCAAGCAAUCCAUCUUCAAUCGUCCUGGCUUUGGAGGUCUCAUGUUCAUGAAUAAAAUGAACGUAGAGUCAGAGGACACUCCCCGUGACAACAACGAAAGUCUUAGUUUUCUUGUUCAGAAGCAGCUCGAGACCGAGGAAGACGCAGCUGGCUUUGAUGACGCUGGUGAUGCAGAUCUUCCUUGGGACCAGGAAGAUCUGGGACUGGAUGACGAUGAA